Phragmites australis (common reed) is the source of this 1656-nucleotide messenger RNA. RefSeq lists its product as uncharacterized. The record is from RefSeq and is a predicted model, not a curated record. NCBI's taxonomy places the organism in Eukaryota, Viridiplantae, Streptophyta, Magnoliopsida, Poales, Poaceae. Bases 197 to 1474 code for a protein of 425 amino acids. The transcript is spliced from 12 exons.
UCUGAACAGAGAGGCCAUUGCCUGCCAUUUACGUCUCCUCCUCGUAACCCCGGUCCCGCUUUGCCCUUUGUCUCGCCAACUAUAAAGCCGGGGCCCUGUGAUGGGUGGCCUUUUUGUAUCGAUGUGCAGGGUCAAGUUCAACUUCUGCAGGUCUCUUGGCUGCAACUACCUUCUUGGCUCACAUUAACUUGUAAAGAUGGGGUGUGGUCCAUCAAUCCCCAAGAAUCACAGCCUAGGUGGGAAGGGGCGAAAGUGCCGGAGCAUCAUGCAGGAGGUUGCCGUGUUUGUGCCCACAGUCCGUAUCCCGGUGGCUUCCGACAUUGUUCAUCCACUCAGGGGAUUGGUUUCCAAGGAUCUCGUCGACCGCCUCUCUACACUGCGUGCUCAUGUCGUUGCACUGGCUGAAGAAAUCUAUUAUGCGGAUGUAUCAGCGGUUUCAGAGCUGCAACAUGCGCUAGAGGAGUACUUGCCAGUGGUUCUUGGUUUAACAGUGAAAGAGAGCCGUCUUGAAUCGUCAGUGGAAUUCAGAUGGAAUACCUUAGAUGAUGACCAGGAGUGUUGCCUGGCGAGUGCGUGGUAUGAGGUGCUGUCGGUCGUCCACAUGAUGGCGAUGCUUGCAUUGUUUGAGGCCAACCUGAUACUCAUUCCGAAGAACGGUCAAGUUGGAGGUGAAAGGAAGGUAUCCGAAGAUGCAAAGAAGGAUGCCGUCAAUUCAUUGCUCAGGGCAUCGGGAUGCUUAGACUACUCCGUGCAUCACAUACUUGUUCAGAUACCUGCACAAGUCAAGAAGAGCUUUCCUAGUUACUUGCAGGAAGGUAUGCUUGAGGCCAUCUCGAUUCAGGCAUUGGCUCAGUGUGUAGAAAUACAGCUUGGUUUGGCUUCUGAAUGUGAAAAGGCAACAUUGUCAGUAAAGAGGAGGCUAGCCUGUGAGAAAGUCAGUUAUUUUUCUCAGGCUCACUACUGCCUAUCGGGAUGCGACACGAGCGACUCAUAUGGAAAGAAGCUUCUGCUAUUCCUCAAGUGGAAGUGCAUGGAGGCUAAGGCUGUUGCAUAUUACUAUCACGGUCUCGUACUCGACAAGGGCGGAGAACCGGCCAACCAUAUCAGCGCAGUCUGCUGCCUCUCUGCAGCCAAUGACCUGCUUUCAGAGAGCAAGAGGGCUUGCUUGAGUUUCUGCUUGGGAAAUCCUGUCACAAGGGUGCCACCUCCUUGGGGCGUCAUGAAGAACAUGCACAAGAAAAUCCCAGAUAUUGCGUACAAGAAGUUCGAAGUGUACGGGCAUCUGUUUGAACAAGACAAGAACAGCGCACUUCGAACAGUUCCUGAGCUACCAGAGUUUGCGCUGUCUCUGAGACCGGAAGGGUACGAGUUGCCAAACACUGAUUCAAUCUGGGAGAAUGUCAAUUGCCAACCUCAGAUUCAGAGCCUCAAGGAACAUCUCAACGACGACGAAGAUGGAGUAGAUACUAAAUGAUACUUCACACUUCCAAAUGCUUUUCCUUCCAUUGUCCGUGAAAAGUAGCAGAAGUUCUAGUUUAGCCUCCAAAUUGCUCAGUCCAAACGGUUUUGGAUCCAGCAUAUGUCACAACCAAAAAAGUAAUCACAAUCUGUAUCUGUAUAACCGGAAGUAUUUACCAUCUGAUAGUAAACUCUUCA